Messenger RNA from Patiria miniata (bat star), 1370 nucleotides. Its product is annotated as perlucin-like protein. The transcript has a single exon. The record is from RefSeq and is a predicted model, not a curated record. Lineage: Eukaryota; Metazoa; Echinodermata; Asteroidea; Valvatida; Asterinidae. The coding region runs from base 292 to 831 and encodes 179 amino acids.
GACCUUGCACACUAAUGGAAGACCAAUCACAAGACCUCCUGUUGCCUUGGUUACCAUAUAAUACCAUAUAAUAUGCGAAUAGUCAAUAGAAAUCACCCCGGUCUGAGGUGGAGUACAUAUACGAAGAGAAAAUUGUUCACAGCUCAUAUUGAUUGUGGUACGCAAGGAUCCUUCACGUGUGAUAUCAUAGCUUGAGAGAGAGUUUUCUUGAGAACAUCAAAAAGUGGUCAGUGAUUGUUCACAGUAUCAGCAAUAAAUUUGACUUCUGUUUGAUAAGUUGCCCAAAAGAUCAUGGCUGGCAUUUUGAUGAAAGUGGGCUUGAUUUUGCUCAUUUUGAGCCCAAAAUGGAGCUUGUUCGUGUACAUGCAAGCAACGGGCAAGUUUGCGCAUCGCUGUGAAACACUACAAGUUGGGGCUUGCCCUGAAGGGUGGACGGCACGAGGAAACCACUGCUACAAAACCCUAGAUGGCAUUCAUAGCUACGCAGCCGCUACUACAACAGCUUGCACCGAUAUCGGCGGCUGGCUCCCCACACCAAACACGCCAGAGGAGAACGCAUUCAUCCUCAGCAUGUCGGUGCCUACUGCCGAAGGGGUCUGGCUAAACUGCAACGACUUGGAGACAGAAGGAGCCUGGACAUGUCUUGACGGAGGGAAACAGGUCCGUGACCGUUACUGGGGAACCGGCGAGCCCAACAACGCAGCCGGUAAUGAGAACUGUGCGGUGAUAGAGCAUAACGACGGGCGCUGGCACGAUGUGUACUGCAAUUACAAGCACUACUCUGUUGUGUGCAAGCGUUCGGCUCCGGGUGUGCUCUCAAUUGAAGCUUGAAAUCUUCGCCCCCCCCCCCAAAAAAAAAAUCAGCCCAUCCUUGCACCGGGACUUAAUAAAUGUGCUUGGGUGAAGGUUUGGGUCAUAAAAAAAUACCUCAUGACAUACAUGUACUGACUUUGAACCAACUCCAAAAGUUCACUUGCUGAUUUUACCAAAAUACACGUGUACUAUGAAUGAACCAUGGAACCUUGAACUGAAUUGUUAUUUCUAGCUGGGAAUGGGCAGGGGUCAACAUUUGUUAAGUCUACAUCUACAGUGUAUCCUUCAACUCCAUGUUGUUGAAAACUGAGCAGUGCAAAGGUUUGUACAUUUUGACAAAUAAAACAUUGGAAAAACUUUGUCUGCGGACAAUAUACAAAGUCACAAGAAUGGUGCACCGGAACUACACAUCUGAGUGACUACAGUCCCUGGUGCAUGGAAACUGAUGAGCACAAAAGAAAUCUGCUCAGCAAAAUUUAAUCACCAACCGAAAUCUAAUUCAAUGUACAUUGUAUGUUGCAUGUGACAGGAUCUCAGGUAAUAGCCGCUUAGCACAA